Molecule: messenger RNA, 1686 nt
Organism: Diatraea saccharalis (sugarcane borer)
Lineage: Eukaryota; Metazoa; Arthropoda; Insecta; Lepidoptera; Crambidae
Source: the annotation of a GenBank genome assembly
AUGGCUACAAAAUCCCACAGCUACAGUAAACACAAAGAAUUCAAGGAAUACUCAAGCAGCGGGAGUGCAAACGUCCCAUAUGCUGACGAACAAUUCGACAUGCUCAAAUCUGAGUUGAUCCCGAAGGGCAGUAAGCUAGAAACUCUGGGUAACGGUGUCGGCGCCCGGGAGUACCACUACGAGUACAAGGAGGAGAAACAUCCCACAGGAAAAUACGACCGGAAGGAUUUGCAUACCGUUGAGCAAUACACCAUUCCUCCUAAAACAGUUCCGAAGUCAUCGGAAAGUAGCUCUUAUUACUACGAGAGAGAAGAACGUGAAUUGCCCUCCAUUACAUCAGGCAAACGAACUUAUAACUACGAGACCACAAAUACUUCCACUCCAGGUUAUUCAAAAAUAACAAGCUCGAAAGUGACCAAAGACCUGUCCCAGAAUGUUGAAGAGCUGGACUCACUACUGGACGACCUGCAGAAGGACCAGGAAAGGCAGCUUUAUAAGAGUGGUUAUACAUCCGACACAGCCGAAAGCACGUCAUUUGAUUACAAACGAGGUACUGCAGUGAAGGCUCCAUCGAGCGGGUACUCAACAUUGAAGCGUGAGGAGCGCGUGGAGACUUCAUCCUGGAAUUCCAGCCCUCCGCCCCCCGCCACUCAGCUGCGGCAACAGUACUACAGGGAGGAGACCACAGGAACGAAUAAAAAGCGCGAUGAACGCUUGGAGAGUUCAUCGUCGUGGAGUCCUGUCCCAGCGAAGACUUCUGAACUACGCCAGGAGAUGUUCAGAGAAGAAACAACAGAAUCCCGCGUGGUUCCCGCAGUAGUGCCCAGUGUGGUCCCCGCGCCAGUGUGCACUCACUGCCACUCUGUUGGAACGUUGGGUAGAUCGGGCACUCCUAUGAACAAGGUGACGACGACCGUGAAGACGUACACGUACGAGGUUCCCGCGGGAAGCGAUCCCGCAACAUUGCCGCUGCCAACGCACGCGGACCAUCAGCACUCAUACGUCACCAACGAAACAUUACACACGAGCAACACCCUCCAGGCGUCCCCGUCCCCUGCGGGCUGCCAGUACUGCGCGCACUGCAGCGGCCGCUCGCACAUAAGUGUGGCCCCCGCCAAUAGCACCACGCAUCUUGAGCCGCGCCCGCCGCAGGGUCCCACAUCGUACAAAUACUCCGAGACAUCCUACUCGGCCCACAACACCACGCAGCGCUACCCCUCCCCCGCGCCCGCCCCCUCCCCCACACCCGCGUCCUUCCCCCGCCCCACCACCCCCUCCCCCGGCAAUCAACAACCGCCCAAGAAGCUGGACGACUUACUAGCCGACUUCCCUGAAGCGCGGUUUCCGACACAACCGGACGGCGUGUACCAUCGCAAGGUGGAAGUGUCCCACGAGAGCUCCCACGAGUCUCGCGAGAAGCGGGACACCAACAAAACUCCCACCAACAACGUGUCGGGUCCCGCUGUAUACUACCCGCCCGGACACACGCCCUUCGCCAAGAAACCAGAAGCACAAGUACAAGGUUACCAAGCUAGCGCGAUGCAGGGUGGAGGAGCUUAUGCUUCAGGUAGAGGAAUGUACGAAUACGAGUCAGGCGCCCGCAGUAAGGAGAAACAUUCAGAACGUAAGACUGCGGUACCCGUAUGUCUACCGCUCUGUUGCGCUAUGCCCUGCGUUAUAUUGUAA